Molecule: messenger RNA, 786 nt
Organism: Pezoporus flaviventris
Lineage: Eukaryota; Metazoa; Chordata; Aves; Psittaciformes; Psittacidae
Gene: RNF212B
Product: ring finger protein 212B
Exons: 9
Coding region: 20-700 (226 amino acids)
Biological process (GO): reciprocal meiotic recombination; homologous chromosome pairing at meiosis; protein sumoylation
Cellular component (GO): synaptonemal complex
Molecular function (GO): SUMO transferase activity
Source: RefSeq, a predicted model, not a curated record
UGCCCCGUUCUCUCCCACCAUGGACUGGUUCCAUUGCAACAAGUGUUUCCGGCAGGAGGGAGCGCGGUUCGCAGUCACUAACUGCGGGCACGUCCUGUGCGCAGCGUGCGGGGCCGCAGGACCGUGCCCCGUGUGCGGCGCUGCCUGCCGCCACCUUCCCAUCUCCCCGCAGAUGCGCCUGCAGGAGAAGCUUUUCUUCAAGAGCCCCACUGCCAUUGCACUAAAGCACUUGGCGAGCAUCACUCAGGUCUGGCGCUUCCAGCGCGCUCAGGAGGAGCUGCUGCUGGCCUCGCACCGUGACGCUGCCCGCCGCCAUAGGGCGGCCAUGGAGGAGGCGAAGAGGGAGCUGGGUGUGAAGGAGAGGGAGCUCGAGUCCCUGCGCCGGGAGAACAUGGAGCUGCGUCAAGCUCAGCUCUCCCCCGGCUGGCGAGGGGGCAGCAGGAGCAGCACUCCCCGGCCCGUGGGGGUCACAUCCCCGGCACACACAGUGACCCCGCAGCCCCGGCGGCAGCUCAGCUCCCAGGUGGUCAGCCGCUCAGCCCCGUGGGAGCCCCCUCCCCCCCGCAGCACCCCCGUGUGGCACCUGGGCAGCGCCUACGGGGGUGGGAGCACCACCGCCGGCUCCAGUGUAGGCGAAAGGACCCCGAAUCUGGCGGAUUUCUACCCAAACUUCCACGGCCCACGCAGCCCCUGGCCAUAGGAUACGCCCCCUUUGCCCAAGCCCCGCCCUUAUCUCUAUAUAUGGUACUCAUUUCCCUUAACCCUUCCCUUUAUCUCCAUGUAAAA